UUAGUAUAUACCGCCAUAGAAUGUGAUCAUGAUAUAGAAGCAGCAUGAUGGGGUAAUAAUCAGCCGAAAGAUGAAAAGCAAUACAUUUUAGAAGCAUUAGGCGCAGAGCACCUUCAUACUUAGCAUGGAAUGUGUAGGGUGUUCAUCAUAUUACGAAAAGAAAAAAAAAAACAGUGUAAAGUCAUUCCGUACCUUCAGAAUCUUCAUUAUUAUAACAAAAUUUGCUAUUUGCCUGACCACCAAUUCGUAUGUAUUGGACCAUUCACCGCACAGAGAAAUGGGAAGCUUCAGCUGGUUUCAAAUAUCUAAAUUCUUGGAGCAAGUCAGUAAAGCGCAUAAGAAUGACUUGGCAGCAAACAAGUGAAUGUAAGGAUUUUAUCAGUGAGUCCGUUUGGCUAGGACAGUGU
Molecule: messenger RNA, 407 nt
Organism: Aspergillus steynii IBT 23096
Lineage: Eukaryota; Fungi; Ascomycota; Eurotiomycetes; Eurotiales; Aspergillaceae
Exons: 1
Coding region: 125-364 (79 amino acids)
Source: RefSeq, a predicted model, not a curated record